UCGUCAAGAUGAACACUUGUUUUCUAAUGCUUAGUUUCUUUUGUUUCAUAAUGCAUUCGCAUAAAGUUUCGAGCAAUUCAAUAGAAAGAAUUAUCGGUGGCGUUGAUGCCACUAUCCAAUCAGCUCCUUAUCAACUACAAAUGAGAAUAAUAAAUAAUGAUAAUCAAUAUAUAUGCAGUGCUUCUAUAAUAAACAUUCAUUUGGCUGUGACAGCAGCUCAUUGUAUAAUGGCAGUCAAAGAUCCUCUUAAAGAAAUCAUCAUAAAAAGUGGAUGCUCUUUUCUUUAUGAUAAAUGCAAUGUUCAUAAUAUUAUCAGUUUUGUUAUACACGAAAAUUACAAUAGUAUUAUCAAUGACUAUGAUAUUGCUGUUAUCGAAGUAUCACCCAUAUUCACAUAUAAUCACUUUACGAAAGCAGUUGAUUUGGCAUUAGAUAAAAAUGUCUAUACAGAACGGGGAAAAGUUUGCGGUUGGGGAUACUAUUUGAAAAACAAUUAUGAUGAUGAUAUCAAUCCAGUUCUGGCCAACACUUUGCAGUGUAUCCAAAUACCAAAAAUAUCAAAAAGACAAUGCUCUGAAUAUUAUAAAUAUAGAUUUACAAUAACACGUCGAAUGUUAUGUUAUGGAUUUCAGAAUGGACAAAAAGAUUCUUGUAAUGGUGAUUCUGGAGCAGGAUUAGUUAAUGAGGAUAAUGUGCUACUUGGUAUAACUUCAUGGGGAGAUGGUUGUGGUGAAAUCAAUUCUCCUGGUGUAUACACUGAUGCUAUAUUUCUUGCACCUUGGAUUAAUAAUAUAAUUAAAAUAACUAAAGAUGCUCUGCUCUGCCAUUAUAUGAACAUCAUUUUAGACUAUAAUAUGUAUCAUCCAUCUUCAAGAUAA
Molecule: messenger RNA, 878 nt
Organism: Camponotus floridanus (Florida carpenter ant)
Lineage: Eukaryota; Metazoa; Arthropoda; Insecta; Hymenoptera; Formicidae
Product: trypsin beta
Exons: 7
Coding region: 9-878 (289 amino acids)
Biological process (GO): proteolysis
Molecular function (GO): serine-type endopeptidase activity
Source: RefSeq, a predicted model, not a curated record